This is a messenger RNA of Carya illinoinensis, 504 nucleotides long. RefSeq lists its product as uncharacterized. Bases 1 to 504 code for a protein of 167 amino acids. Lineage: Eukaryota; Viridiplantae; Streptophyta; Magnoliopsida; Fagales; Juglandaceae. The transcript has a single exon. The record is from RefSeq and is a predicted model, not a curated record.
AUGGGAGUUUUCAAGAUCCCCAAGAAUAUCCUGCAAGAAUUAGAUAACAUUAUGCAAAAAUUCUGGUGGGGGCAAAAAGCUGAAGAAAGAAGGAUUCACUGGUGCUCAUGGAAAAAAAUGGGAAAAGGCAAAACUAGUGGAGGGCUGGGUUUUCGAAAUUUUGAGAGUUUCAAUCUGGCUAUGUUGGCAAAAAAAGGUUGGAGGCUACUUCAGAAUCCAAACUCCCUAGCUGCCCAAGUCUUAUCAGCUAAAUAUUUUCCUAAUGGUGUUUUCCUAAAAGCUAAACUAGGCAGGAAACCCUCAUUUAUUUGGAGGAGCAUCCUUGCAGCAAAGCCUCUUCUAGAAGAGGGCCUGGUAUGGAGACUCGGGAAUGACCAAUCCAUUAAAAUAUGGCAAGACAAAUGGCUGCCAACUCCUUCGUCAUACAGAGUUCAGAGUGGCAUCAACAUUCUCGGUGUAGAAGCAAGAGUAGCAAAGUUAAUUGAUAGGGACACAAAGGCAUAG